Messenger RNA from Octopus bimaculoides (California two-spot octopus), 5162 nucleotides. RefSeq lists its product as uncharacterized. Gene Ontology annotation, biological process: regulation of DNA-templated transcription. Lineage: Eukaryota; Metazoa; Mollusca; Cephalopoda; Octopoda; Octopodidae. The record is from RefSeq and is a predicted model, not a curated record. Gene Ontology annotation, molecular function: DNA-binding transcription factor activity, RNA polymerase II-specific; RNA polymerase II cis-regulatory region sequence-specific DNA binding.
UUUGCCAAAAAUCAUUAACUUGAUCAUUUAUCAAAGUUUUUCUUUGACUUUUUUCCUGGGUUCAUGUAUCCCAUUGCCACUGCUAGGAGUCAACCUGUGCUCAUUUAAGCCAUUUUAUCAAAACAACUUCCAUUUAUAGUAAUUUUGCGAUGAAGCACGGAUUUUACCAUUAUCGCCUUCUUUAACUGUACAUAUAAGAAUUCCUUUGUUUAACAUAUUUUACAUAUUUUUAGUGAAUAGUCAGCUACGAAAGUAAGGCUGGUGGUGUUAGUAAAUUAGUUAUGUAUAUCACUUAGUUUGUUCUUCCCAUCAACGUUUAUUCUGUUUCUGUCCAAUGUCUUCAUUUUCCUACAACAGUCACAUCUACACCAACAAUGAACGAGAAAGAUAUUACAAAACAGAAAUUUCUCACCAAAGAUUCAUAAAAGAAUUCAUAAAGAAGGGUAUGAAAAACAGAAGAAUGACAUUUUCAAGAAGACAUGUGACUUUUGUUUAUUAACCAUGAAGUAAUUUGUAAAAUUUUAAAACAGGAAUUACAUUGGUAUUUGAUAAACCAACAGACAUUAUGGCGGAGACAGUAAGUAAACGUCAAGAUGAUAAUGAAACAAAAUCUGAACAUAAAGAGACACGAUUACGUUUAACAAAGAAAUUCUAUACGUGUAGUAUAUGUUUACUCAUAUUCUCUGAUGCUGACAGCUUGACUAAUCACAAGAAUAUCCACAAUGAGAAAAAACCAUAUCACUGUGACAUCUGUGGUAAAACCUUCUCAGACAAUUCCAAAUUAACUCGCCAUAAAUGUACAUAUUCAAUAGAGAAACCAUUCCAUUGUGAUGUCUGUAGUAAAAGAUAUUCUCGCAAUGACAAUUUGAAACGUCACAAACGAAUACACUCAGGAAUAAAACCAAGCCGCUGUGACGUUUGUGGUAAGACAUUCUACUCAAGUGAAAGUUUUGCAUCCCAUAAACGUAUUCAUACAGAAGAGAAACCUUACCGUUGUAAUAUCUGUGGUGAGUUAUUUUCUGAAACUAAAGCAUUAUCUGUUCAUAAACGUGUUCAUGUCAAUGAGAAGCCAUACCAGUGUGAUGUGUGUGGCAAAUCAUUCUCUCAAAAUGGAUAUUUAACUUAUCAUAAACUUAUUCACACUGGGGAGAAACCAUACCAGUGUGAUAUCUGUACUAAAACAUUCUCUCGGAAUGAUUAUUUGAAACGUCAUCUACGUAUUCAUACUGGGGUAAAACCAUAUGAAUGUGAUGUCUGUGGUAAAAGAUUCUCUGGAAGUGGACAUCUGACAUGUCAUAAGCGAAUACACACAGGUAAGAAACCAUACCAAUGUGAUGUCUGUGGUAAAUCAUUCUCAACAAGUGGAAAUUUAACUUCUCAUAAACGUAUUCAUUCAGAUGAGAAACCAUACCAGUGUGAAGUCUGUCACAAAUCAUUUUCUCAAAGUGGACAUUUAAGUAAUCAUCGAAAUAUUCACACAGGUGAGAAACCAUAUCACUGUGAUGUCUGUGGCAAAGCAUUCUCUAUAAGUGGAGAUUUAUCUCGUCACAAACGUAUUCACACUAUUGAGAAACCUUUCCAGUGUGAUGUCUGUGGUAAAAAGUUCACUGUAAUUGAAAAUUUAACCUCUCAUAAAAAUAUUCACUCAGAUAAACCACACCCGUGUGAUAUCUGUGGUAAAAUAUUUUCGCGGAAGAGAUAUUUAAUUAGGCAUAAACAUAUUCACUCAGGGGAAAAACCAUACCGCUGUGAUAUAUGUGGUAAAGCAUUUACUCGAAAUGGGUAUUUAACUUCUCACAAACUUAUUCAUUCAGGAGAGAAACCAUAUCAGUGUGAGAUCUGUAGCAAAACAUUCUCUCGCAAUGAUUAUUUGAGAUGUCACAAACGUAUUCAUACAGGGGAAAAACCUUAUGAGUGUGAUGUUUGUGGUAAAGCAUUCUCUCAAAGUGGAGAUUUAACUCGUCACAAACAUAUUCACUCAGGUGAAAAACCAUACCAGUGUGAUGUAUGUGGUAAAAAGUUUGCACGGGGGAGAUAUUUAAUUAAGCACAAACAUAUCCACACUGCAAAUUCUUAUCAUUGUGAUACCUCUGGUAAAGACUUUGCAGGAGGUGAAAAUUCAACUGAUGAUCAUUUUUAUGCUGGGGAAAAACUACACCAAUGUGAUGUCUGUGGGAAAAUAUUUGCACAGAAGAGAUAUUUAAUCAGACACAAACAUAUUCAUUCAGGUGAGAAACCAUACCACUGUGACACAUGUGGUAAAGCAUUUUCUCGCAAUGAGUAUUUGACUCUUCACAAACGUAUUCACACAAGAGAAAAAUCCUAUCAGUGUGACAUCUGCAAUAAAGCAUUCUCUGCAAAUAUCAUUUUAACCAUUCAUAAACGCAUUCACACAGGGGAAAAACCAUACCAUUGCGAAGUCUGUGGUAAAACAUUUUCACAUAAAACAACUUUGAAUAUUCACCAGCAUGUUCAUGCAGUAGAAUAAUCAUUCUAUGUUAAGUACUGGAAUUUGAUCAUUAACAUCUGUUGCAACAUGUUAGCUGUCCUUUUUGCAGUAUAUUAAGGAAGUAACUUUUAUCUCUUCUGAAAAACAUCGCCUAAACUAAAAAUAUUGUUAACCAAUUGUGACAUUAUGUAGCAUGCUUAUAGACCAGAUUAGUUAAUUGCAUGCAAAAGUAUUUUAAUCUUGCUUUAAAGCGAACAUACAGGUCUAAUUUUUAAAUGUUCAUAGUUUUAACUGAGUUGGGCAUUAUCCACCUAAUAUGCUGUCUGCCUUAACAACACCACCUUCAACAAGUAGUUAUUUUGAAUGCUGGCCAACACAUCCUUCAUGCAACUAAUGCCUGUAAUCAACAUGAACAUAAAAAUUUGUAUCCACUGCAGCAACACCUCUGAAAUGCAGAAAAGCAAAGUGUCUUUGUGCAUCACACAGCCUGCAAGCUCUCUCACUUCCUGACUUUUAUGAUCCCUUGCCAAAAUGUUCUCUACUAACCCUAACCCUAACCCUAACCCUAACCAUUCCACAAACAAGACAGCUUAUGUUAGCAGUUCAUCCACUUUGUCAUUUGUUCUUUGCUUCAAUUCCACACUGCACAUGCUCUACUAAACUCUCUCAAUCUCUCCUUCCCAAUGUCACCAAUUUCAUCCAAACCACAUGAAUUCAAUCAUCACGUGCGAAAAUCUCCUGAAUCACUUCAGCCGAACAAGACAACUUUUAACUUUCUUUUAAUCACACUUAAUCUGUGUACUCCUGAGUUAUAACCAGUCAGUCUGUACCUACUAGAAUCUAGAAUCUAUUCCGAUUUAAUAAAGUGUCUCAUAUUCUUCGAAAUGGGUAAUUUCCCUGACUGCCAAUAUAUCACUCCUUCCAGCUUUUCAAAGAUGAUGAUUAAAUACAAUAUAAUUUCUGUGGAUGCAAAUAAACUGGAGUCUUGCUCUCACAUAACUCUAGUGCAAGCAAAAUUGUGGCAUUUGAAAUCAGCAAAUCUUUUGCCCAUGUUUAGUAUGAGAACCAAGUUACGUUGCCCAAGUAUGGUCUCCAUCUGUCUUUCAUUUUUGGAUUCCUGUGGACAGUUGCAACAUGUGCAGAUUCACACUCCAUAAACUCUGGUGUAUUCAAGGUGUGGUUAUGUCAAUCAAACCUCUCUUCCGGUACAUUACUUACAAAUUUACUGUCACUUACAAAUAAACACACAAUGUCUUCUGCAGACAGUUCCACUCUUCACUCCUCUGUUCAGCAACAUAGAUGUACAUGCUAAAAACCACAUCUCGAUCAUAUACUACCUCCAUGAACAAGCCUCUUGAAAGCAACUUUCAAUGUGUUUAUAUGACAGCACAAAGGCACAAGUCAAAGAAACAAGCCCUCUAACACAAACCUAUCAAAGUUGAUACAAAUGCUAGACUCGCAAUUUUUGAUGAUCUCUCAGCGACCUCCUUUUUCUAAACAUUUCACUCAGCCUCAGAACUACAACCCAUUGGAGGCCCAUAUAACAUCAGUCUGCAGAUGAAUGAACAUCAACAGCCUCACCUAUCUGGAAGGGCAUGACAAACUAACAAAAGUACAGUACUACACAGUCUCCUUGUAGUCAAACAGAGUAAUCACUAUAGGUUUUCAGAAUUAGUCAUCAAAUGCUGUAGCUUUGACAAGUAUAAAACUAGAUAGCAUGUUUGUAUGUAAAGACCAAAACUGAGACUCAGCUUGACUGAACACAUUUGCCCAAUGUUUUCAGACAGACAUGAACUUGAGAAAUCUUUAGCCAAAUCAUUUUAAUGGAAAACUGAAUAUAUUCUGGUGUAUUUAACUUUUCUCAUACCAUAUUGUCUGUUGUAAACAUUUGGUAAGCUCCACUGUGAUGUAUACAGUAUAACAUUCUCACAUGGACUUAUUAAAAUAUUUAUACGGGUGAUAUUUAUGAUUAAAAUAUUCUCUUUGUGUUUUAGCUAGUUCCAGCUAUAUAUAUUGGUGCAGUUGUGAAAUUCUAUCACUGUUAUAACCUUGGAAAAGGUUUUUUUUUUUUUUUUUUUUUUUUUUUGCAAUGAAAGAAGUUAUCACAUGAAACCUGUAGAAACUAUGCUAUAUUAGAAUGUAUAGUAAUUCUUAGAAAUUCUGUGAAAGUAAUUGUUAUAAUGUUAUUGUGACAUUUUAGUAGAAUUAUUUCAGAGAAAAUUAUUUCCCCAAUCAUGACUUUUUAGAGUAGACUUAUAUCAUUUGAUAUUCUACACUCGUUGAGAAACUCUUCAGAAAAAUAUUCAAAAUUUCAUAAAUGUAACUUUUCCACUUUCUGAUUGUAAACUCUUGUGCUAUUGUGGUGUAAAUUAUUAUUAUAUUUUAUAUAAGUGUGUAAACCUGUCUAUCAAAUUAUUAAUUGAAAAUGUGUUGUUGCAUUUUCAGUUUAAUUUAUUUUGAAUUAAUUUUGCUAAUUAGUCUGCUUAUAGAUAUAGAGCUGUCACAAUUUUUUCAUUAUUUAAUUGCCAUCAAAAGUAUGUGUAUUAGGAAACAAAUGAUUUUUUUUUUGUCGUGUAUUGUCAUUCUAAAUCUUGUCUCAUGAAAUUUAUUAUCUUUAAAAAUCUGAAGUGCCAAAGAAUAAGAAUAAAUUAAAAAUAUAAAGUGUAAAGAAUAAAUAAAAUGUAUGAAAUUAUUUGAAAAUACAAUGAAUAUA